Molecule: messenger RNA, 1881 nt
Organism: Cataglyphis hispanica
Lineage: Eukaryota; Metazoa; Arthropoda; Insecta; Hymenoptera; Formicidae
Exons: 6
Coding region: 542-1843 (433 amino acids)
Molecular function (GO): NADP binding; N,N-dimethylaniline monooxygenase activity; flavin adenine dinucleotide binding
Source: RefSeq, a predicted model, not a curated record
AGCCUGAAGCCGAACCAGUUCAGAAAAAAUCGUGUUUAUCUCUAGUGUUACACAUUGUGUGUCGUUCCUACGUUCUGAUCAGAUCGAAGAGAGAGAGAGAGAGACAAUAUCGCUAGGAAAAUAUUUUAAUAUUGAUAGUUUUUCUAUAUAUAUAUUAUAUAUUUUUACAUCUUCGAGUGAAAAUCAGAAAACCGUGAAGAUAAUCUCGAAUAACUUUUAAUUAAAUGAUUAUUUAUUAAUUAGUUGCUGACAAAAUUAUCACACGAUAAAUUUGUCUCUUAUUUAUCGCUCAUUUCAAUAUUCAUAUUUUGAAAGUUAUUUUAUUAUAUUAUUAAAUCUUCUGAAAGAAAAAAGCGUAAUAUUACCGUCUGUAUUCUUACAAAAUUAUAUUUUUACUUUGUAUACAUAUAUACUUCGAAAUUUAUUUAAUCAGUUAUAUUUAUUUAGUUAUAUUUUUUUUGCUGAAUAUUAAUCGCGAUCGAGAGUGUUUUCAGUACAAAAAAUAUAAUAUCUUUAAAUUGAAAGAGAGUAAAAGAAAACAAUGCCGAGUAGUAAGACGAGAAUCGCUAUUAUCGGUGGUGGAGUGGCUGGUUUAGUGGUGGCCCGUCACAUGGUGUCCAGAUUAAAUACUUACAAUCUAAUGCUGUUCGAACAAUCCGACCAUAUCGGUGGUACAUGGGUGUACACUGACGAUACGCAUCUCGAUAAGCAUGGACUUUUGAUUCACAGCAGCAUGUAUAAAAAUCUUAGAACAAAUAUACCGAAGGAAAUAAUGCAGAUACCUGAUUUUCCCUUUCAAAAUCAGGAGGGUCCAUCUUUUGCCCAUCAUAGUGUAAUAAAGGAAUAUCUUUUGGAUUAUGCAAAACAGUUCAAUCUCUAUCCUUACAUUAAAUUGAAUACCCUGGUGAAACACGUGGAGCCGGAGAUUUUGAAAAACGGCCAGACGUUAUGGACGGUGACAUAUAAGGAUUUGGAAUCCAAAGUAGAAACCACGAAAACUUUUGAUGCCGUGGUAUUGUGCAACGGUCAUUAUACUGUCGGUCAUAUUCCACAUAUUCCAGGUAUCGAAAGCUUCCACGGUGGAUGCAUUCAUAGUCAUCAAUAUAGAAUACCGGAGGUAUACGCUGGCAAAAAGGUUUGCAUACUCGGCGCAUCUUGGUCCGGUAUUGAUGUCGCAAUGGAAGUCUCGCAAUACGCUGACAAAGUGUAUUUAAGUCAUAAUUUGACGGAACAUAUCGACUCGAAAAUGUCGAGCAACGUCGAGCAAAGACCCAACAUUGAGUCCGUCCAAGGAAAUGUCUUCUUCUUUCGUGAUGGUUCUUCAGCAGAAGUAGACAGUUUCAUAUAUUGCACUGGUUACAAAUUCACGUAUCCCUUUAUGUCAACUAAAGUUGAGAUACGUACGGAUGAUAACCACGUGGAACCCAUCUACAAAUUUCUGGUGCAUAUGGAUUACACGAAUCUAUUCUUCAUGGGUUUACCAGCGAUCGUGAUACCAUUCCCGAUGUUCCACAUUCAAGCACAAUAUAUUCUCGGAGUUCUCGAAGGUCGCAUUCAAUUGCCAUCGUCGCAAAGAAUGCGCGAGGAAUAUGAGAUCGAGAAGAAGUCCCUAUUGGACCAAGGCAUUCAGCUGAGACAUAUCAAUAAACUCAAAGACAGACAAUGGGCUUACUACGACGAGAUCGCGGCCGCUGCCAAUGUGCCGAGUUUUCCACCGGUUAUCAGGAAGAUCUUCGAUCACGUUAUCGAUAUGCGUGAUAUAAACUUCACUACUUACAAAAAUUAUAAAUAUCAUAUCAUCAAUAAUGAGAACUUCAAUGUAUCUUAUUGUAAGCCUUGUUAAGGUCCACGCAAAAAAAAAAACAAAAAAAAAACGGAAAA